Molecule: messenger RNA, 1041 nt
Organism: Venustampulla echinocandica
Lineage: Eukaryota; Fungi; Ascomycota; Leotiomycetes; Helotiales; Pleuroascaceae
Exons: 3
Coding region: 1-1041 (346 amino acids)
Molecular function (GO): oxidoreductase activity, acting on the CH-OH group of donors, NAD or NADP as acceptor
Source: RefSeq, a predicted model, not a curated record
AUGAAACUUUCUGCUAGUGACCUUGCCAUCCCAACUGGCUCUGUUGUGCUAGUCACGGGCGCAAGUGGUUUUAUUGCCACUCAUAUCGUCGAUCAAUUGCUUCUUGCUGGCUACCGUGUCCGUGGUACAGUUCGAGACGAGAAGAAAGUAGCAUGGACCACAGAAUUAUUCACAGAACGCCAUGGUGCUGGAAAAUUCUCCGCUGUUAUCGUUCCAGAAAUGUCAAUUGAAGGGGCCUUCGAUGAAGCCGUGAAGGGCGUCCAGGGCGUGGUUCAUAGCGCUGCGGUUAUGACAUUCAGCCCAGACCCAAACGAAGUUAUCCCGGAGAGCAUAGCUGGCGCUACCGGCAUUCUUCGAUCCGCUGCCAAAGAAUCAUCUGUGAAGAGCUUUGUCCUCACGUCCAGUAGCAUGGCAGCUGCGGGAGGGGUCCCUGGGCCUAAUAAGCAUUUCAGCAUCGAUGCUUCGACUUGGAACGACGGGCAGAUUAAAGAAGCAUGGAGUGUUACUUCGGCCCCUUUCCCUCCAACUCACAGCUCUGUGGUGUACGGUGCGAGCAAAGCAGAAGCCGAGAAGGCUUUCUGGAAGUUUGUGGAGGAGGAGAAACCAUCAUUUAAGGUUAACACGAUAUUGCCCGAUGCAAAUAUGGGCGGAAUACUAAGCUUGCAAGGAAGCUUGAGCACGGGAAACUGGAUCAGGAUGUUCUAUAAUGGUGCUGUUGAUUUUGUGAAGGGCUUGCCAUUGCAAUGGUACGUGAACGUCGAUGAUACGGCGCGUAUUCACGUGGCUGCAUUGGUUUCCAAGUCUGUCCAAAAUGAGCGCAUCUUCGCGGUUGCUGCCCCCUUCAAUUGGGGUCAGAUCCAAGCUAUAUUUCGGAAGCUACGUCCAUCCAAGUCGCUCCCAGAGGUUAUGCUAGGUGCAGAGCUGAGUAACAUGAAGGUGCCAAAUGAGCGAGGAGAGCAGCUCUUGAAGGAUGUUUUUGGGCGUCCAGGCUGGAAUAUUCUCGAGGAAACCGUAGCAGAAAACAUCAAGGAUCUGGCUUAG